This is a messenger RNA of Synchiropus splendidus (mandarinfish), 7988 nucleotides long. It is a transcript of the gene myo15aa, whose product is annotated as myosin XVAa. Gene Ontology annotation, molecular function: protein binding; cytoskeletal motor activity; ATP binding. NCBI's taxonomy places the organism in Eukaryota, Metazoa, Chordata, Actinopteri, Syngnathiformes, Callionymidae. The coding region runs from base 317 to 7639 and encodes 2440 amino acids. The transcript is spliced from 66 exons. Gene Ontology annotation, cellular component: myosin complex; cytoskeleton. The record is from RefSeq and is a predicted model, not a curated record.
AUGGCGACAUUAAAAAUUUACAAGCGUCUCUUUUGGUCCAGGGAAGGAGCACGGAGUGGGACGCUUCAGCAGGAGCGGUGUACCGUCCCGGAGAUGGACUGAAGAUGUCCCGUCUGAGCGGGUCCUGGAUGGAGAGGUACAGCUUUGGAAUCACCUGAAGAGCGAGGGAAGAUGGAGGGACAACAACGGAGGGACACAAAGGGAAAUUGAAAAGGACACAUUUGGGCGUGUGUUUGUGUGUCUGGAGGGAUAUAAAUAUUACAGCCCCGGUGCAAACACACGCAUCCCUCUGGACUUGUUAACAUGGUGGUGUUUAAUGGAUAAAAAGCAACUCAUCCCAAGAUCAAAUGAGAUGUAUUCUAUCAGAAGCCUGUCGAUGACAGGUCACCAUCACCAGCGGGAUGAAGAUGGAUUGGAAGACAUGACCCAGUUAGAGGAGAUGCAUGAAGGAGAUGUUCUCCUGAACCUAAGAAAGAGAUUUCAUCGGGGGCUCAUUUAUACUUACAUAGGUAGUAUCCUGGUCUCUGUGAACCCUUAUAAGAUGUACAACAUCUACGGGACUGACUAUGUGCUGAUGUACAAAGGUCAUUCUUUCGGCGAGAACCCCCCUCAUCUGUUUGCCAUAGCAAACGCUGCCUAUUCUAAAAUGAUGGAUGCCAAACACAACCAAGUUAUUAUUAUCAGUGGGGAGAGUGGCUCAGGGAAAACUGAAGCCACUAAACUUGUCCUUCGCUUCCUGGUGGCAAUUCAACACAACAGCAAUGUUGCGCACCAGAUACUUGAGGCUGCUCCUCUGCUGGAGUCUUUUGGAAAUGCCAAAACUGUGCGGAACGAUAACUCCAGUCGCUUUGGGAAAUAUAUGGAAAUCUUUCUGGAACAGGGAGUGAUUUGUGGUGCCAUAACAUCUCAGUAUCUGCUGGAAAAGUCACGCGUCGUAUUCCAGGCCAAAGAUGAGAGGAACUAUCAUAUCUUCUAUGAAAUGCUGGCAGGUCUUCCCUCACAGCAGAAGCAGGCAUUCUAUCUCCAAGAGGCUGAGACCUACUAUUACCUGAACCAGGGAGGGGAUUGUGGAAUAGCAGGAAAGAAUGAUGCGGAAGACUUCCUGCGACUCCUGGGUGCUAUGGAGAUUCUCCGCUUCACUGCUGAUGACCAGUCCGCCAUUUUUAGGAUUUUGUCGUCCAUCCUGCACCUAGGGAACGUCUACUUCCAAAGAUAUGAGGGAGAUGCUCAGGAGGGGGCGUCUGUUGUGAGCGCUCAGGAGAUCAGGGUGGUGGCUGAGUUGCUGCAGAUCUCUCCAGAAGGGCUGCAGAAGUCCAUCACCUACAAGGUCACGGAGACAAUGCGAGAUAAGAUUUACACCCCACUGACUGUGGAGAGUGCAGUCGAUGCCAGAGACGCUGUUGCCAAGAUCCUGUACUCGCUGCUGUUCAACUGGCUGACAGAGAGAAUCAACGCUCAGGUGUAUCCUCACCAACACUCGCUCUCCAUCUCCAUCCUGGACAUCUAUGGCUUUGAGGAUCUGACAUUCAACAGCUUUGAGCAGCUUUGCAUCAACUACGCCAAUGAGUACCUGCAGUUCUUCUUCAACAAGAUCAUCUUCAGGGAGGAACAGGAGGAGUACAGCAGAGAGCAAAUUCCUUGGCAGGACAUCCCGUUCAGCGACAACCAGCUCUGCAUUGAACUGAUUGCUGCAAAGCCUCAUGGGAUAUUGCGGAUUCUGGACGACCAGAGCGGUUUCCCUCAGGCUACAGACCACACUUUCCUCCAGAAGUGCCACUAUCACCAUGGCGGCUGUCCCUUGUACUCCAAGCCCAAAAUGCCGCUGCCUGAGUUCACCAUCAAGCACUACGCAGGACGAGUCACCUACCAGGUUCACAAGUUCUUGGAUAAGAACUACGAUCAGGUCCGGCAGGAUGUUCUGGAACUGUUUAUUCACAGCAAAAACAAGAUGGUCUCAAAACUCUUCCGGGCUCAUGCUGAGGUCAUGGGUCAACAGAGAGGAGGUCACCUGAGAAAAAGCAGUACCGUCACGAGGCGAUACCAGGCUCCAACUGUCAGCAGCAAGUUCCAGACGUCGCUACUGGAGUUGGUGGAGAAAAUGGAUCGAUGUCACCCGUUUUUUGUGCGCUGCAUCAAACCGAAUCACCUGAAGCAAGCGGAGGUGUUUGAGGAUGAGCUGGUCAGCAAUCAGCUGAGGCACUCAGGCGUGCUCGAGACCAUCAGGAUCCGUAGAGAGGGAUAUCCGGUCCGGAUGCCGUUCCAUGUCUUCCUCUUCAGAUACAAAUCUCUGGUGGGGCUGCAAGAGAUCCCUGCUGCGAUUGGCGAGAACUGUGUGUUGAUGUUAAGGAAGCUGUGUCCUCUCACACCUGGAGCGUACCACAUCGGAGUGACCAAGCUGUUUCUGAAAGAAGACAUUUACCAGCUGUUGGAGUGCAAAAGGGAACAGUCCCGCCACCUCGCCGCUCUCACCCUGCAGCGCUAUACCCGCAUGUUCUUCGUCAGGAAACGCUUUGUGGCACUCCGCAACAAGAUCGUCCUCCUGCAGGCGCAGUGCAGAGGCUACUUAGCCAGGCAGCGCUAUAUGAAAAGGAGACGGGGUCUCGUCAGGUUCCGCUCCAUCGUCCACAUGUACGUCAGUCGCCGGCGAUAUGUAAAGAGAAAGUUUGAAGGCAGAAGACAGGUGGAGGAGGAGAAGAAAAGAAGAGAGAUGGAGUUAAACAAGCGUGAGGUGGUGAACGUCUCUCACCUGGUCAUCCCUGCGGAGCUGGGCUCCCUGCUGCAGAUGACUCGAGUCGGACAGGAGUUGCACUCAGAUUGCCUGGCUCUCCUUCAAACUCCUCACAUCCAGGAGUCCUUGUCUUAUCAACUCACUCUUCCUCUGGACAUCAACAACUACCCCUUUUUCCGCUAUGUGCAGAUCUACUUCCAGGAGCCGAAGUUGGGCAUGCUAACAGCUCCACUGGAAACCUCACUCACUCGCAUCGAGGAGGACCUGAGAGCAGAAGCGCUGGAGAUCUUCAAUAUGGUGUUGCGGUUCAUGGGGGACCCGUACCUGAAUGGGGCGCAGGAAAACAUGUUCGGGAAUUACAUCAUCCAGCGUGGGCUGAUGGCUCCGGGGUUGCGCGAUGAAAUCCUGGCUCAGGUGGUGAACCAGGUAUGGAGGAAUGUGAACGCGGACAACGCAGAGCGAGGCUGGCUGCUGCUGCUGGCGUGCGUCUGCUGCUUCGCUCCGUCAGCCAAGCUGGACAAAUACUUGCUCAAGUUUGUCUCCGACCACGCCCCUGCUGGUUGUCAGGUGCUACUGCAGCACAGACUCAUCCAGGCCAUUCAGAAGAUGCAGUUCAUCUCGGAGCCCAUGCCCGAGAGUGCACGCAUCUACCCGCUGUCUCUUCUGGAAUGGACGGCCAACAGGAAGAAAGCCAACAUGGUUCUGCAUGUCCACUGCUUCGAUGGAGGGUCUUUCAUGUGCCCGGUUCAUUCCUGGACCAGUGGAGAAGACCUUGCUGCAGACAUUCUGCACCAUAGGGGUGUGUCUGAGUGGUGGAGGGGGAGUUCCAUUCUGAUGAAGGAGCAAAGCCAGUGGGUGGAGUUAGCGGGACACGAUUAUGUGAUGGACCUGAUCGCAGAUCUAGAGCUUCCACCGGACUUUCCCAAACAGAAGAGCUACUUCAUCAUCAGCACAGAUAACCCUGCUAAAGUCAGGACCAACGCCAGUCUAACUUUGUUCGGCAGCGGCUUCGACUCAGAUGAGGAGCUGACUCCCGCCUUCCCCGUCAGCGGCAGCAGCAGACCGGCAUACAGUCUGCCUGACUCUGACGGAUACUACAGUCAUGAGUCAGAUGCCUUCAGCGAGGGUCAGACUCAGAGAGGCAUGGACCACUACCUGGACAGUCUGUUUGAGCCUGUGCUGUCGGACAGCAGCAUUGAAAUGGAACGAGCGCGGAGUUUGUCAGCGAGGAUGAAGGGUGGAGGAGGAAUUCACAGGGAUGAAGGCGGGACUGCAGGGACCCCCAGUCGUCCCUAUCCACCGGGAAUACACCCCGGAGCGGUCCCGGUGCUUCCGGUAGCAGGAGGAAUGAUGCCUCCCAUUCCUGCAAUGCCAAUCCCCUCCCACCACCAUCACCAUCAACAGCACCAGCAACAGGAGGAGCAGCCUCAAAGACAGUUCCACCAGUAUAACCGGCCCCAGGAUCCCUACAGCCAGCAGACGACCCCCACAACGCCUCAGUCAGCUAAUCUGUUGCCACCUAAAAGCAGCUCUGUUGUUCAGCCAGUGUUCUCCCCUCCUGCUGCUGCUUCUGAGAGAAGCACCGCUGGAACGUUCCCCGGAACCGCAGGUUUACCUGGUGUGCUGCCCCCCACCACAGCAUCUGUUCUUCCAGACUUACCUGUGCUCCCAGGAUCGGAGCAGACCGUCCUCAACCAACAGCAGCAGGCCAUCAUCAACCAGCAGGCCAUCAUUCUGGCCCAGCAGAUGACCAUGCAGGCCAUUGCAAUCCAGCAGCAGAUGUUGUCCUCCUUCCCCCCAGCUGCCCCGGCCCCCCAGUCGCCCCCCAUACAUCACACUGGCUCACGCGAACCAAGUCCAACCAGCGACAGACAGGAUUCACUGCACCAGUCUACGGCAGCUCACCACAACACAGGUCCCACAAGAGCGCCCCCUCCUGAAAGUGUUGUCCAGUCCACUGUGAGUAACACGGAGCGCCUAGAGCCCAGUCAUGACAUCAAAGACAUCAUCAAGCAGCACCAGCCCGCAGCAAUAACCCCCUCUGGAUCUGCCACUCCAAGAAGGGACGACGGGAAAGUGUUCCUGAAGAGGCCGGAUCCUCAUGAUGAAGCCAUGGAGAUCCUGAAAGAACAGAUGGCAAACCCACCACAACCAAUGCAGAGAAGAUCCACCAGGCAUAAAGAAGGGGGGCAGGCCAAGGUCAGCGGACCAUCCCAUCUCAGAGUUGGUGGUCCAGCUAGUGCCAACACAAGCCCCGCCCUUCCCCUAGUGUCUAGAGAGCUACCAGUGGAGGAGGAGAUCAUCCAAACUCAGCUGCACAGCAGGACCAGCCAGGAUUAUUACACCUACAACAACGUGCCUUGGAAGUUGUUCAUGAGAAAAGAGGUGUUUUAUCCAAAAGAAACCGUGAACAACCCACUGGUGCUGGAUCUGAUCUUCAGACAGGUUGUGCAUGACACUUACUCAGAGGCCUGCAUCCGCAUCACUCAAGAGGAGCGGCAGAAGAUGAAAGACCUGCUUGCCGAGAACAAGGUGGAACAAGGGUCUGUGACGCAUGAUGAGAAUGUGAAAAAGAGGGUGGUGGCCAUGGCCCGAGACUCAUGGGAGAUCUACUUUUCACGUCUCUUCCCAGCCUCGGGGAGUGUUGGAACCGGAGUCCAGGUUCUGUCCGUUUCUCACUUUGGCAUCAAGCUGCUGAAGAUGGUAAGAAGCAGCUCCAAUGCUCCCGACUACUUCAGAGUUCUGCGCCCAUACAGCUACUUGGACAUCCUUUUCGUGUCGAUUCCGUCCAAGAACAUGCUGGAGUUCAAUCUGGUCAAUGAGAAGCUGAUCCUGUUCUCGGCCAAGGCCCCGCAGGUCAAGAACAUGAUCGAUCACUUCCUCACAGAGCUCAAGAAGGACUCAGAGUACGUGGUGGCUGUGCGCAACUACAUCACUGAUGACAGAAGUCAUCUCAGCUUCCAUAAAGGCGACAUAGUUAAACUGCAGCACAUGGAUGGUUUGGAGGCUGGCAAGUGCUACGGCUGCAUUGUGAAGAAGAAAGUCAUGCUUCUGGAGGAAUUAAAAAGAGAAACUCCAGAGUUUGGUUGGCAGUUUGGUGCGGUUUGUGGAAAGUCAGCCGUGUUUCCCAGAGAAUACGUUCAGCCCACUGCGGCGCCAGAUUUCCUGAUUCUCCCUGCUGAGCGAGUGGAACCUCGAGACAGACACGGACGCGUCGCUGCGUCAGCUGCUGUCGCUGUGGCAAUGGGCUCCGUGGUCGCUGCCCAUGAGCUUGACAUCUCGACUGAGGUCGUAAAUGAGCUCUACGGAGAGGCUCUGAAUGGAGACCUGGAGGACCUGCCUCUGCAUGGCACUCAGUACCACAUGGUGGAGUUUGCUAAGAAAUACUUCAGAGAGGCAACACGGAACAAGAGUGAUCAGAAAACCAAGAAGGUUGACAGCAGAGAUCCAGGAGAAAUGGUGAAGUUCACCAAGACUCCUAUAAAGGAAUCUCUCAUUGAUUUCUCCGACAGUGGCAUGAAUCGAGUGUCUGCAGAUAUCUUCCUUGCAAUCAUGAAGUUCAUGGGUGACUUUGCCAUGAAAGGUCAGACAGAACAGGACCUUGUCACCAGCAUAUUGAAGUUGAGUGCCGAUCAUGGCCUGAUGAAGGAUGAAGCCUACUGCCAAGUCAUGAAACAGGUCACUGCCAACACCAGCUCUAAGCCGGAUAGCUACCAGCGAGGGUGGCGUCUCCUCUACAUCCUGACUGCCUUCCAUCGCUGCUCAGAAGUGAUGAAGCCGUUCGUGCUGAAGUUUCUUCAGGACGCCAGUGAAAGUCUCGGGGUGCAGUACCAAGGCAUCGCCAAGGCGUGUGAGCAGAACCUCAGGAGGACUUUCCAAUAUGGAGGACGUGUCCAGUUUCCCAACAGCAUGGAGCUGAAGGCCAUGUUGGCUGGUCGGAGCUCCAAGAGACAACUUUUCCUUCUGCCUGGAGGGAUGGAGAGACACCUGAAAAUCAAAACAUGUUCUGUGGCUCUUGAUGCUAUUGAAGAGCUGUGCUAUGAGAUGGGUCUUCAGAGGGCAGACGCGUUGGAUGAGUAUGCCAUCUUCCUGGUCACACACAAAGGUCAGAACGUUCGUCCACUGAACAAGCGAGAGUACAUCUUGGAUGUGGCCACAGAGGCGGAAACUGUUGACACCAGCUACAGCCUGUGGUUCCGGAGGGUCAUCUGGAGUCUGGCUCUCAAACUGGACAACGAGCUGUACGUCACCAUGCACUACAACCAGGUGCUGCCGGACUAUCUCAAGGCUCUGCUGACAGUUGUUCCUCAAGGAAAAGCCAGCGAACCGCAUCUCCAGCAGCUGGCUCGACUGGCGUCUCUUCAGCACCGUGCCAAAGACACGAUCUACCUGCCCACCAUUCGUGACUUGCAGGAGUGUGUCCCGCCGCAGUUCUACAGCAAACAAGGUCCACAACAGUGGCUGAACAUGGCGACACAACACAUGCAGCAGGUCCAGCCCCUGAACACGCACCAGGCUCGUGCCCAGUUCCUCGGUCUUGUCAGUGCCUUCCCCAUGUUCGGCUCCUCCUUCUUUUACAUCCAAAGCUCCAGUUCCGGCUCAGUCCAGGCUCCCUGCAUACUAGCAGUGAACCUCAACGGACUUCACUUCCUCAACAAGGACACACAUGAGGUCAUGGUGCGAUUCCCUUUGAAGGACGUCCAGUCCACUCGCACCCAGAGGCCAACGUCAGGCUCCAGUUACCCUUAUGUGGAGGUGAUGAUCGGAGAUUUGCUCAACCAACGCGUCACACAGCUUCAACUGGAGCAGGGGUUGGAGUUGUGCCGCGUCAUCGCUAUGCACAUGGAGAACAUGCUGUCAGUCAGAGAAAAGAGACUCACGCUGCCACCCAGCGAAAUCACCCUUCUGUAACACAGGCACGCCUGUCCAGCCUUUUUAUGCCGCUACCUCUCUUUAUUUAUCUAUUUGAAGGAAAUUAUUAUGUAGUUAUACGGAAUUAUAAUUACAUAAAUAAGUGCAGAUAUUUUUGCUGUUUCUUGUCCUCUUACUGAUAGGAGGUCCAUGUGUUUCUGCAUUAGAAAACACUCAUCAAUACUGAAGGAAAUUAUUUGUGGAAUUGCAUGACUUGUUAUCUAUUUUUUUUUAGAUAUAAUUUUUAUAGUGAACACCGACUCUGUAGGCUUGAAACUUUUGCACUAUUAUUACAGGAAGGGCAUGUAUUGUAUGUAAAAAAAAACUGCGUUGUCUCAUUCUUUAUUAA